Nerophis lumbriciformis (worm pipefish) is the source of this 1166-nucleotide messenger RNA. RefSeq names its product prolactin-releasing peptide receptor. Gene Ontology annotation, biological process: G protein-coupled receptor signaling pathway. The record is from RefSeq and is a predicted model, not a curated record. Gene Ontology annotation, cellular component: neuron projection; plasma membrane. Lineage: Eukaryota; Metazoa; Chordata; Actinopteri; Syngnathiformes; Syngnathidae. Gene Ontology annotation, molecular function: neuropeptide Y receptor activity; neuropeptide binding.
GUUAACUUGUUUUUACACUUGUUUGACAGAUAAAUGUGGCUCCAGUUGUGUUUGCACCAACUUCUUCACGUGCCAUUUAAGGCAUGGAUGUCCUCAUGAAAGCGGACCUCACACUGACCAACACCACCAGCCACCCAGCAGAACCUGACCACCUGGACUUAAUCAAAACCCAAGGACUGAACCACAGUGACCCACUGGACAUGUUUGUGGGCAUGGAGCUUCUUCUGCGUUUCAAACCUCUCUUCAUGCCGCUCUACUGCCUCGUCGUGGUCAUCGCCAGCGUGGGGAACUCCUUCCUGUUGACUUGCAUCCUGGUGGAUAAAAAACUCCACAACGCCACCAACUUUUUCAUCGGAAACCUGGCUGCUGGAGACCUGCUUAUGUGUCUGAGCUGCGUGCCGCUGACCAUGUCCUAUGCCUUUGACAGCCACGGGUGGGCUUUUGGGAGACCGCUGUGUCACUUGGUGCCUUUACUGCAAUGUGCUACUGUGUUUGCGUCCGUGCUGUCCCUCACAGCCAUCGCUGUGGACCGAUACGUCGUCUUAGCUCACCCUGUGCGAAGGAGGAUCUCUUUGUGGGGAUGUGGCGCGGUGGCGACGGCUGUCUGGCUUUUAUCUCUGGCCUUGGCGGCGCCGCCGUCCUUUUACACACGCUACCUCGACCUGCGGCCCAGUGGCGUAGACCUCGUGGUUUGCGAGGAGUUCUGGCCUGAAAACGGCAAUCUGCGACUGCUCUAUUCCUGCUUCAUCCUCAUCGCCUCCUACAUGAUCCCACUGCUGUCCGUCAGCAUCUCGUACUGCGCCAUCAGCCUCAGCCUCAAGCGCUAUGCGGUACCCGGCGAGCGGGCCGGCGGGAAGCAGCACUGGAAGCAAAAAAGGAGGAAGACCUUCUCGCUGUUGGUGGCCUCAGUGCUCGCCUUUGCUCUCUGCUGGCUGCCUUUGCAGGUGCUCAACCUCCUACUGGACCUGGACCCAGACUGUGACAUCAUCGGCAAGCGCUACAUAAAUGUCCUCCAAGUCUGCUGUCACUUGGUUGCGAUGAGCUCGGCGUGUUACAACCCCUUCAUCUACGCGUCGCUGCACAUCAAGGUACGCAUGCACUUGAGGGGCUACCUGUGUCCUUGUCCUCAUCAGAGGAUGGUGCAGAGGUCCUUGUCCAGGAACUGA